Oryza sativa Japonica Group (Japanese rice) is the source of this 935-nucleotide messenger RNA. Its product is annotated as 18 kDa seed maturation protein. Lineage: Eukaryota; Viridiplantae; Streptophyta; Magnoliopsida; Poales; Poaceae. The record is from RefSeq and is a predicted model, not a curated record. Gene Ontology annotation, biological process: embryo development ending in seed dormancy.
CAGCGAGCGAGCGAGCGGCAAAUAAAUCACCGUGCCAAACUAGAUUGCGGCAAGAAUCAAGAACUUAGCACGACAACACAGAGAGAUUUUCUCAAGAGAGAUUUUGAGGUUUUCGGAGAUGCAGGGCGGGAGGAGCGCGAGCGCGGUGGAGGCGGCGAAGGAGGCGGCGGCGAACGUGGGCGCGUCGGCGUGGGCGGGGAAGGAGAAGACCAAGGCCGUCGUGGAGGCCACCGUCGACAAGGCCAGGGCGCCCGACACGGCGGCCAGGGACGCCGCCGACGCGCGCAAGGCGGACCGCAUCCGCGAGGUCGAGGCCACCAAGCGCCACGCCAUGCGCGCCAACGCCGCCGCCUACCACCCGUCCUCCCCCGCCGCCGCGCCGCCGCCACCAGCUCAGGCACAGCCCGUCGGGGUCGGCGGACGCGCCAUUGACAGCUCGGCGGCGCCCGCCCCCGCACACACCGCCGCGGGCGCUGGGGUCGUCAACAGCGGCGUCGCGCCGCCCGGCGCCAUCGCCGGAGCGGGGGGUGCCUUGGGCCGCCCGGCGGCGGCCGCGGGGGGAGACGGAAGCGCCGUCGACGCGCCCGGCGGCGGCGACGUGGAGGGACAUGCAGGCGGCGUGCCGGUGGCCGCUACAGAGGGCGCCGGCGCCGGCUAUCCGCCGGCGCAUGUCUGAGCGGAUGGAGCUCUGCCUGCCAUGAUCGUUGAUCGAGUUGAGUGUGUCCAUGAAUCCGAGAUUUCUUUGCAUGUUUGGUUUGGUGUGAAAUGAACACGGUUUUCACAUAUAUUUACGCUGGUUUGUGAAUUGAUUAUGUAUGAUGAUGCUGGUUUGUGAAUUGUGAUCGACUUGUGUGAGUUGUGAGGACGUUGGUCCUGUAAAGAAAAUGUAUGGUUGGUUUGUGGUAAAAAAUUACUUUGAUGUUUGGUUAUGUUCA